CACCAUUGGAUUAAACAAAUGCUUGACAACAGCAAAACCAAGUUAUUUCCCUCCACAAGUUCAUUGAGAUGUAGACAUCAGCUUCUUUCUCCCUUUUUGAAUUUUCUCAUGUUUCCCCUCUACCAAUUCCACAUUAUUUAUACCACAUUCAGGUGGAACUGUCAGUGCAAAAAAAUGGGAGAUAGACUACGCCUAGUGGUUGGAGUAAUAGGGAAUGCAGCUUCUGUUCUACUUUAUACUGCACCAAUAUUAACUUUUUCAAGGGUCAUAAAAAAGAAAAGCACAGGGGAGUUCUCAUGUGUUCCAUACAUCAUUGCACUAUUAAAUUGUUUCCUUUAUACUUGGUAUGGAUUACCUGUUGUAAGCUACAGGUGGGAAAAUUUCCCUGUGGUCACCAUUAAUGGGUUAGGCAUGCUUCUUGAGCUCUGCUUCAUUCUCAUAUAUUUUUGGUUUGCUUCAGCAAAAGAAAAGAGGAAGGUUGCUAUGUUAACAGUCUCUGCCGUCGUUGUAUUCUGCAUUACUGCAAUAACAUCAGCUUUUGCAUUCCAUGAUCACUGCCAUCGCAAGGUACUCGUUGGGAGUGUUGGACUGGUAGCCUCUAUAGCAAUGUACGGUUCUCCUCUUGUGGUUGUGAAGCAAGUAAUAAAAACAAAGAGCGUGGAAUUCAUGCCAUUCUACUUGUCAUUUUUCUCAUUCCUGGCAAGUUCCCUAUGGAUGGCCUACGGACUACUGAGCCACGAUCUUUUUCUUGCAUCUCCUAAUCUUGUUGGUAGUCCAUUAGGCAUCAUCCAGCUUGUGCUAUAUUGCAAGUACUGGAAAAAGGGAAUUAUGCGAGAACCACACAACUGGGACAUAGAGAAGGAUGAUGACAAAACCAAGCAGCAGUUGCAGCUUACUGUUACUGAAGAUACCAAUGGCAAGAUUUGAAGAAUUUGUUUACAGUCUGCCAGGAUACCUCUCUUCUAUUGUUGUACUCAACAAGAAGGGGUGCUGGAUUCACUAGAAAUAAAUAAACGGGCACUAAUGCAAUCAUACAGCCAAUUUACCACA
This is a messenger RNA of Diospyros lotus (date-plum), 1050 nucleotides long. Its product is annotated as bidirectional sugar transporter SWEET3-like. The record is from RefSeq and is a predicted model, not a curated record. The transcript has 7 exons. NCBI's taxonomy places the organism in Eukaryota, Viridiplantae, Streptophyta, Magnoliopsida, Ericales, Ebenaceae. Gene Ontology annotation, cellular component: membrane. The coding region runs from base 19 to 927 and encodes 302 amino acids. Gene Ontology annotation, molecular function: sugar transmembrane transporter activity. Gene Ontology annotation, biological process: carbohydrate transport.